AUGGUGUUUAUCUCGCUGGAAGACGUCAUUGAAACAAACAAUUCCAUCCAUGCUGACAAGUGCAAUACACAACAUUCCGUCCAUCCAGAAGCUACACCCCGUGUGGUAGUGACCCCAGGUUCACCAACCAAACAGCAGGGUAUGCCACUUGCACGUGCUGGAUUCUUUUCAAUUCAGCAUACACCAUCGUCGCUGCUGCUGUACGUCUCGGACAGCGUCAUUUGUCAAAAGUGGGUGCUUAGCAAGACUUCAGAUGAUUGUUCGAAACUACGCAAGAACAUCCGACGAGUUGGAAACGAUUGCAGAGACCCUGCGUGUUGUGGCCCUGUACAGCGCCUGUCUUUUAAGAUCAGUACACGCCGAGUAUGGGGCUCGCCAACCAAUACUAGCAAACAGUAUGAUGAAUGUAAUGCGUUCCAGACGUAUUUGAAUGACUUGGUGCAAGCCGUUCUAGGACGCAAUACGGGAUGCCAGACCAUGAAACGGACACGACACCUUCUCGAGGAUUUUCUAAACAUUGCAUAUCAUCGUGCAAACGCUAUGGAUUGCGUGCUCUACCAUAAAAAUCAAGCAGCUUCAUUGACGGUAAAGUCAAUGAAGCCGUGCCAAGUCGGCCGAGGCUGCGAUGACAGCAUCGAGUGCUUAAUCUGUUGCGGUGAUCUGGCGAAUGAUAAGACGUUGCGUCUGCCGUGCGGCCACAAAUACCACGCAGGAUGCAUGCGUGUAUGGUUUAAUGUCCAGCAAACGUGUCCCGUGUGUCGCCUACAUCUCGACAUACGAGUCAUGUCGGAAUAG
Messenger RNA from Peronospora belbahrii, 795 nucleotides. NCBI's taxonomy places the organism in Eukaryota, Oomycota, Peronosporomycetes, Peronosporales, Peronosporaceae. The record is from the annotation of a GenBank genome assembly.